Sphaerodactylus townsendi is the source of this 1150-nucleotide messenger RNA. RefSeq names its product pleckstrin homology like domain family A member 2 (gene PHLDA2). Gene Ontology annotation, biological process: positive regulation of apoptotic process. Gene Ontology annotation, molecular function: phosphatidylinositol phosphate binding. Lineage: Eukaryota; Metazoa; Chordata; Lepidosauria; Squamata; Sphaerodactylidae. The transcript is spliced from 2 exons. The record is from RefSeq and is a predicted model, not a curated record. The coding region runs from base 155 to 589 and encodes 144 amino acids.
CAGCCUGCAGAGCAGCAGCAGCAGCAGCAGCAGCAGGAGCGGCGGGCGUUGGAGAGCCGUAGGGGCGCUUGCAGGGCGGCCGUGCAGGGAGAUCGGCCGGGCCAGCAGCAGCAGAAGGAGGAGGAGGAGGAGGAGGGUGAGGCAGGACGGCGCGAUGAAGGGUCCCGGGUCGUCGGAGGUGAUCCGCGAGGGCGAGCUGGAGAAGCGGAGCGACAGCCUGUUCCAGCUGUGGAAGAAGAAGCAGGUGGUGCUGAGCGCGGACAGCCUGCGCCUCUUCUCGCCCGAGGGCGGCGGCAGGGCCAAGGCCAAGGAGCUGCGCUUCGGCGCCAUCCAGAAGGUGGACUGCGUGGAGCGCACGGGCAAGUACGUCUACUUCACCAUCGUCACCACGGACCGCAAGGAGAUCGACUUCCGCUGCCCGGGCGAGAGCUGCUGGAACGCCUCCAUCACCCUGGCCCUCAUCGACUUCCAGAACAAGCGCGCCGUCCAGGACUUCAGGAGCCGCCAGGAGGCCGCGGAGCAGCAGCACCACGCUGCCGUCGCCGCCGCGCCCCCGACCCGCCACAGGCGCCUGGCCAGGGCCCCCUGAGCCCCCCACCCCAGGCCGCACACCCACGCGUGCCCGGCCGGCCGGGCAGGCACAGCCCCAGGUGAGCCCCGCGGCCCCACUCCACCGGGAGCAGAGCAGAGCUCCCGAGUGGACAGCAAAAUAUUUUGAAGACUAUACUUCUGGAUGACUAACCAAAUCAAAUGUCUUGGAUUGCACCAAGAUGGGAUACCAAUGAAGGAAAGCAACAAAGGAUGCUAGCAAUAAGAUGGUCUCUUCCAGGUCUGAUGAAGUGGCUAUGAAGAGGUCAAGCUUCCUUUGAGAGGCAUUUAUACGCCAAAGACUUUUUUUGAAGAAAAAAAAAAGAUUUAGGGCAAAGUGUGGCAGUGUCUACUUUUUGCCCAGCUGUGCAAAAUGUUCUAAUUUUCUAUAUGGGAUGCAAAGAAUAUGCAGAAACUGCAGCUGCAAAACCAGUUUAAAUUAUUUGUAAUAUCUAUAUUUGUAUUUAUUUUGAUAAAUAUCUUUAAACAGAUGUAUGUCUUAAUAUUGCUACUUCUAUUUUAAAUGUGUCCAUUCCAAAUAAAAUACUUUUGUAUUACUGAA